GAGCCGUGUCACGUGGCUGUGGUCUCCUCACCCAUUGGAGCCGCUCAGUCAGUUUUGUAUCUUUACGAUGUACAUUCGCCCGCAGAGGUUGUUUGUUUCCUUGUAACUCGGAGAUAAACGGACGCGGGUAGAGAACGAGAAGAAGUUUAACGAGUAAAGGACAGAAGAAGAAGGCCAGGAGAGGAAGGAGGACCGGAGGAAGGAGACAGCACAGAUUUGGAGUCGUGGGGGCGGCUGAAUUAAAAAAAAAGUAAAGGAGGUCACAGAAUUUCAGAAUGCAUGCGGCGGCGCUGCUGUUGGUGUCGGCGCUCUGCUCGGCCACCUGGGCCCUCGACAAUGGAGAGAUGAGGGUCCCCCCCAUGGGCUGGUUGGCAUGGGAACGAUUCCGCUGUGACCUCGACUGCCAACACGACCCCAAGAACUGCAUCAGUGAGAAUCUGUUCAUCGACAUGGCCGACAGACUGUUCGAGGACGGCUGGAGGGAACUCGGCUACGUCUACGUGAACAUAGACGACUGCUGGUCCUCGAUGAAGAGGGACGAGAAGGGGCGCCUGCAGGCCGACCCUCAGCGGUUCCCACGGGGCAUCCGCUUCCUGUCCCGCUACAUGCACGCCCGGGGCCUCAAGCUGGGCCUCUACGGGGACAUGGGCACACACACCUGCGGGGGCUACCCCGGCACCACGCUGGACGACAUCGCGCUGGACGCUCAGACCUUCGCCGACUGGGAGGUGGACAUGUUUAAAUUUGACGGCUGUUACUCUAACGCCACGGUGCAAGAGCAGGGUUACCCGCUAAUGUCGAAGGCUUUGAAUGCUACGGGCCGUCCUAUUGCCUACUCCUGCAGUUGGCCUGCCUACCAGGGUGGGCUGCCCCCUAAGGUGAACUACACUCAGUUGGGUCAGCUCUGCAACCUGUGGCGUAACUAUGGCGACAUCCAGGACUCCUGGGACAGUGUCCUGAACAUUGUUGAGUGGUUCUCCGAGAACCAGGACGUCCUGGCUCCUGCAGCUGGACCCGGGAAGUGGAACGACCCAGAUAUGCUGAUUAUUGGCGACUUUGGCCUCAGCAUGGACCAGUCCCGGGCUCAGAUGGCGCUGUGGGCCAUCAUGGCUGCUCCUCUUUUCAUGUCCAACGACCUGCGCACCAUCAGCAGCGGCGCCCGCAGCAUCCUUCAGAACAAAAUGGCCGUCAUCAUCAACCAGGACCCCCUGGGCAUCCAGGGCAGGCGUAUUGUAAAGGAGAAGAUUGGCAUCGACGUGUUCUGGCGCCCUCUGUCCAAAAACGCCAGCGCCCUGGUGUUCUUCAGUCGUCGUAACGACAUGCCCUACCGCUACCAGACCAGCCUCGGCAAACUCAACUACACCACUGGCAGCUACGAGAUCCACGACGUCUUCGCCCAGAAGACCACGACGCUGAAAGACUCCACCCCCUUCGUGGUGUCCGUGAACCCCACCGGCGUGGUCAUGUGGCACGUGUCCGCGCCCGCCAAAUGGAACCGCCGCCCGUUCCGCCGAGGCGGCGGGCGCCGGGGAAACGCCAUUCCUCCGGUCUUCCUCUGAUCAUUAUGAUGAUAAUGAAUGACGAUCAUGAAUAGGGCUGGAUUGUUUUAUUUUAAAAAGGCUCCAUCCAUCCCAUGUAACGGAGUCGGUGAAAGCUCGGGGACGGUAGUGUGUCACACUUUCUCCAGUUUAAUAAAGGUGAUUAUUUUUUAGCCUGUCAAGAUCUGGAUGUUGUUUUGCUCAGGACCGUGUGCAUGAGAAAUGCAAUUUUUUUUAUGAUUGAACAAUGAUUCUGUGAAUGACGCAUUUGUGUAAAUAAAUGAUUGGGUUCCUCAUUUGGAAAAUGUUUGUUUUCCAGCAU
Pungitius pungitius (ninespine stickleback) is the source of this 1860-nucleotide messenger RNA. RefSeq names its product N-acetylgalactosaminidase, alpha (gene naga). Gene Ontology annotation, cellular component: cytoplasm. The coding region runs from base 276 to 1559 and encodes 427 amino acids. The transcript is spliced from 9 exons. Gene Ontology annotation, molecular function: alpha-galactosidase activity. Gene Ontology annotation, biological process: oligosaccharide metabolic process; glycoside catabolic process. NCBI's taxonomy places the organism in Eukaryota, Metazoa, Chordata, Actinopteri, Perciformes, Gasterosteidae. The record is from RefSeq and is a predicted model, not a curated record.